UCCUUUUCGGAAAAUUGACGUCACGCAAACGCCAUUUUGUAAAGUGUCCGCCGUAGUCAGUUUUCUGGGCACAGUGUAAAAUACGUAAUUCGCAUGGUUUUGUGUACAUUUAAAACAUAAAGACAAUCAAAAUCACAGUUAACGUCUCGUACGUUAAUCUCACAGACACAAAGUAUGGAGGACAAGGCGUCAUUAAAAGAACUGGAUCAGUGGAUAGAACAACUAAACGAAUGCAAGCAAUUGACAGAAAAUCAAGUAAAAACGUUAUGCGACAAGGCAAAGGAGAUCCUUACAAAGGAGUCUAACGUCCAAGAGGUGAAAUGCCCGGUGACCGUCUGCGGGGAUGUCCACGGACAGUUCCACGAUCUUAUGGAGCUGUUCCGCAUCGGCGGCCGUUCCCCUGACACCAACUACCUAUUCAUGGGAGACUACGUCGACCGUGGCUACUACAGCGUCGAGACCGUCACAUUGCUCGUCGCACUUAAGGUCCGAUACCGCGAGAGAAUAACCAUCCUCCGCGGAAACCACGAGUCGAGGCAGAUCACCCAAGUAUACGGCUUCUACGACGAAUGCCUCCGCAAAUACGGCAACGCGUCCGUAUGGAAGCACUUCACCGACUUGUUCGACUUCCUGCCCCUGACUGCGCUGGUGGACGGUCAGAUCUUCUGCUUGCACGGAGGCCUCAGCCCCUCCAUUGACACGCUCGACCACAUUCGCGCCCUCGACCGCCUGCAGGAAGUGCCGCAUGAAGGACCCAUGUGCGAUCUGCUCUGGAGUGACCCUGAUGAUAGAGGCGGAUGGGGCAUAUCGCCGCGUGGCGCCGGCUACACUUUCGGCCAGGACAUCUCGGAGACGUUCAACCACAGCAACGGGUUGACGCUGGUCUCCAGGGCCCAUCAGCUCGUCAUGGAGGGCUACAACUGGUGCCACGAUAGAAAUGUCGUCACUAUAUUCUCAGCACCCAAUUACUGCUAUAGAUGCGGUAACCAAGCCGCCAUUAUGGAAUUGGAUGAUGCGCUUAAGUACUCAUUCCUUCAGUUCGACCCGGCUCCGCGACGUGGCGAGCCGCACGUCACGCGACGGACGCCAGAUUAUUUCAUGUAGGCUGCACAGGAGGCGCAUAUGAAGGGGGCGGCAAGCGUGCGGGGCCUGGCGUGCGCGCGACUGCCCCGCCGCGCUUUCAUUUGUAAGUGGUUGUCACCAGUCGAGUCGUUAGGUUCUUGCCGUUCACUGUGCAUUCGCUCCGCGCUAGUUAUGCUGGUAUGUUCAUGUCCUGCGGAGCCCCGGCCUCCGUCGAUAUCCCGAUGUACCGGACACUAUUGGACCUCAUUAAACUCGUACGUUUACUAAAACGGUAGUUUUAUUUCGCUCUCGUCUCGCAUCCCUCGGAUCGACAGCGACCUAUGGACAUACCAUCAUAAUGUUAUCUUUGGUGACUAAAUGUGCGCCCUAUUGGAUUCCCAUAAAGCUUAUGAUCUUACAUCUAAUGUGCAGUAAUGGAACUUAUAAUUAGUGAAACAACAUAAUUAUUGUCAAUCUAGCAAAUGUAUGAUGUUUUUCGAUUUAAGUUACUGUAGAUCAAAAUCUGUCGAAGUGCAUCCUGUAAUUUUGUAUUUUUAGUUGCUUUACAAAUGAACUAUUAAAAGAUUUUUUUACAAUUUGAUAUUUACAUUACACAAUACUACAUACUACGGGGGUAUUGAUCUGUCGAGGUCUACAAAGCAAUAGCAAGCAUUUAGUUUUAUGACAGAAUGGCAUUAUGUAAUUAUUUUUAUUUUAUAAUUAUUAUACAAAAUAAAUUUAGUUCGACUGUAAGUCUGUAAAAGUAUUAGGAUUUUUAAUUGUUUAUAUACCCCAGUGCAAUCAUUCUGUCAUAAAAUGUCUGAGAGAACAAGUUCUGCAUUUUGAGAUUUAUUAUUCAAAAUUCUCCUUUUCUUGUGCCACAGUACCUGUAUGACAUGGAAUAGUGAUUCACAAGAGUGGAGCUUUAAGUUCUUUUUAUUCUAUAUUUGAUUAUAAAAUAAAUAAUUUUAGGUAAUUGUGUAAAUACCUAAAGAUCAAGGCACCCGAGAGGUUGUUAUUGUUUAAACUAAGUGUCGAAUACUUUCCCAUUAAUGUACUCAAUUCAUAAAGGAGGUAAGUAACUAAAUAUAUUAAUAACAAUUUUAUAUGAGAUCAUUGCGAACUGGGAAAUUGUUUUAUAACAUCUUAGGAUAGAAAUUCGUAACAAGGGGGUUAUAUUGAAAGUGUUGAAGCAUGUUUUUUAAGAUUACAUACUCACUAAUUAGCCCUGGUUUCCUUAUACAAAGCAUUUUUUUUCUAUUUAUAGAAUAACUGACAAAAGCAAUUUUUUUAUUCCAUUUUCCAUGUAGAAAACGUGUACUUAUUUUAGAAUCUGAACAGUGGACAGUUUCUUUUGUCAGUGCCAUCUUUCAAUUUAAAAUAAAAUUUCAGAUUUAUAAAAUAAUUGUAAUAUUAUUUUUAUUUCCUAAAUUAAACGCGUGCGUACUAAUUAUACAAAGACCUUACCCACCAAUGACACCUGAAGCCACACGUUUCGUUGAUCUAAGUAUUAAGUAUGUAAGUUAUAGAUAAAAAAUAAAAUAUAAUAUCCUUAAAGAAAAAAAAAAUAACAAAAAAAAAAUGAGAAUGUAUGGCGACCCUCGUUCGCGUGAAAUAAACAAUGGAUAACUGUAGCACAAGUUUGAUUUCUCUGCUUUUGGCAUUAUUUCACCCGAUCGAAGCUCGUGUAAAAUUAAGGCUUUCCUGGCAAACUGCAUAGGCGAUCGACAUAACUAUUGAGAAACUCUUGAUCUUUUGUAUGCAUGGUGUGUUCAUGUAUAAAUGGGACUGGAUACUGUUGAUAAUGCGCCGACUACAGAUAAACAUACUUCCAUCUGGAUUCGCUACACAAUGGCAAUAAUUUAAAAUGUAAACACAGUACGGUAAAUAAUUAUUCUUGCAACGUGUACUAUGCCUGUUGAUAGGAAUUAGAUAUAAUAAAUAAAAUUAAUUAUAAAA
This is a messenger RNA of Helicoverpa zea (corn earworm), 3021 nucleotides long. RefSeq names its product serine/threonine-protein phosphatase 2A catalytic subunit beta isoform (gene mts). NCBI's taxonomy places the organism in Eukaryota, Metazoa, Arthropoda, Insecta, Lepidoptera, Noctuidae. The transcript has 8 exons. Gene Ontology annotation, biological process: peptidyl-serine dephosphorylation; mitotic cell cycle. The record is from RefSeq and is a predicted model, not a curated record. The coding region runs from base 175 to 1104 and encodes 309 amino acids. Gene Ontology annotation, molecular function: protein serine/threonine phosphatase activity. Gene Ontology annotation, cellular component: cytosol.